Elaeis guineensis (African oil palm) is the source of this 2075-nucleotide messenger RNA. Its product is annotated as serine/threonine-protein kinase STN7, chloroplastic. The record is from RefSeq and is a predicted model, not a curated record. Lineage: Eukaryota; Viridiplantae; Streptophyta; Magnoliopsida; Arecales; Arecaceae. Gene Ontology annotation, biological process: protein phosphorylation. Gene Ontology annotation, molecular function: ATP binding; protein kinase activity.
CUCUUCGGCGUCCACCUCUCUCCACCACAAAAAGGCAAAGGAGGCUAAUUUUAAGCCAAUUCCCACCUUCCCACGACUCCGAGGGCCGGCAGCAAUGUUGAAGAAGCAACGAAUGACAGCGAGAACGGAACCUAUUCUCGUGAACUGCUGAAUCGUACCAUACUGGUAGUCUUAAACCGCAGAGCAGCGCAAUGGCCACGGCGGGAGGAGUGGCCCUGGGCUUGGGUCUCCCCACCUCCUCCUCUUCUUUCCUCUCCGGUUGCUAUCACAAGAGCAGUCUUAAAUUAAAUCGCAGCAACAGCGCGUUCGGCGGCCGCCGGCGGAAGCAGUCCGCCGCCGGUUCCACAACCACCAGGGCGGCGGCAUGGCCCGUGCUCGAUGAUCUCUUCUUGGCGGUCGGCGUUGGGCUCCCUUGCACGGUGAUGGAGUGCGGCGACAUCAUCUACCGCAGCACCCUCCCCCGGUCCGAUGGCCUCACCGUCACGCCUCCCGGCCUCGCCCUCGCGCUCGCCACCGUCUCCUACCUCUGGGCCACCCCUGGCGUCGCCCCCGGCUUCUUCGACAUGUUCGUCCUCGCUUUCCUCGAACGCCUCUUCCGCCCCACCGUCCGCAAGGAUGAUAUCGUCCUUGGGAAGAAGCUGGGCGAAGGCGCCUUCGGCGUCGUCUACAAAGUUUCUUUGUCUGAUCCCAAGGCCGCGUCCAAGCAAGGUGAUCUGGUGUUGAAGAAGGCGACGGAAUAUGGUGCGGUGGAGAUAUGGAUGAACGAGCGCGUGCGGAGGGCCUGCGCGAGCAGCUGUGCGGAAUUUGUCUACGGCUUUCUUGAGAAAAAAGCGAAAGGCAAAGGAGCAGGUGAGUAUUGGCUCAUAUGGCGUUUUGAGGGCGAGGAAACCCUGGCUGAUCUGAUGCUAAGCAAAGAGUUUCCCUACAAUGUAGAGACAAAGAUACUUGGAGAGAUCCAAGAUCAGCCAAAGGGGUUAGAGCGAGAGAAUAGGAUUAUCCAAACAAUCAUGAGACAAAUUUUAUUUGCUUUGGAUGGUCUGCAUUCAACUGGGAUAGUUCAUAGAGACAUGAAGCCCCAAAAUGUAAUCUUCUCUGAAGGGUCUCGCACCUUCAAAAUCAUCGACCUUGGGGCUGCAGCAGAUUUGCGAGUGGGCAUCAAUUAUAUUCCAAAGGAGUUUCUUUUGGACCCAAGGUAUGCUGCACCUGAACAAUACAUCAUGAGUACACAAACACCUUCUGCGCCCUCUGCUCCAGUGGCAACUGCAUUGUCUCCAGUCCUAUGGCAGAUGAAUUUGCCUGACAGAUUUGACAUGUACAGUGUGGGGCUUAUAUUCUUGCAAAUGGCAUUUCCAUCAUUACGAACCGACGGCAGCCUCAUACAAUUCAAUCGCCAGCUCAAGAGGUGUGGAUAUGACUUGAAUGCAUGGAGAACAUCAGUAGAACCUCGUGCUAGCCCAGAACUCCGAAGGGGCUUUGAAUUGUUGGAUUUUGAUGGGGGAAUUGGAUGGGAGCUUCUCACAUCAAUGGUCAGAUACAAAGCAGGGCAAAGAACCAGUGCCAAAGCUGCCUUAGCACAUCCAUACUUCAACCGUGAAGGACUUUUAGGUCUUUCAGUCAUGCAAAACUUAAGGCUUCAGUUUUUUCGUGCUACUCAAAAGGACUAUAGUGAAGCUGCCAACUGGGUCAUCAAACUCAUGGCAAGAUCUGGGACAAAGACAGAAGGUGGCUUCACAGAAGCCCAACUUCAAGAGAUGAGGGAAAUUGAGCCAAGAAAGGGGGGUGCUCGAAGGAAUGCCCUUGCAUCCAUUCUUCGUCUCCAGAGGAAAAUCGUAAGAACACUCAAUGAGAGCAUGGAUGAGUUAAACAGGCAGAGAAAAAGUUUAUGGUGGAGCAGGUGGAUUCCCAGGGAAGAAUGAGUAGAAACAUAUGUUGUCCACCGUGUAAAUUUUUCACAGUAGCAUCAUAAUUUACUGUUUUGAUUAAUGUUUCGUGAUGAAAUCUUAAGUGGUGAAUGUAUAUAUGGGCAAACAUGAUGGAAAUGAUAACAAAUCAAUAUUUGCCAUUGCCACUGUUCA